Molecule: messenger RNA, 1914 nt
Organism: Bipolaris sorokiniana ND90Pr
Lineage: Eukaryota; Fungi; Ascomycota; Dothideomycetes; Pleosporales; Pleosporaceae
Exons: 3
Coding region: 1-1914 (637 amino acids)
Source: RefSeq, a predicted model, not a curated record
AUGGACGGUUCGAAAUUCUUCCAAGCUUGGAACAACUUCCUCGGCCUGUUUCGAGCUGCUAAUAUGCAGAGUCAGAACAAUAACGCUCCUUCAGAAAACCCAGAAGCUCGUCGGAACGAGCCUGAACAGCAUGAACAGCCUGCAGAUACAAAAGUCCCGUCUGGAGAUGACAGCGACAAGCACAGCGACGUCAGAAGCUCAAAUAACAACUCGGACGCUGAUCUCCCUGGCGACACCAACAUCACAGAGCCGGACAACGACAUGCGCAGCGAUCCUACGCCCAGAAACAAUGGUGGUAUUGCACAAGGGUUCAAAGUGUUCUGCCGAGGGGCACUUGAUUCUGUCGUAGUCAAAGUCGGGAUGGCUGUGUCACAGGUCAAAGACUUCAUCAGCAAUGCUAUUCAGACUAUCAAGGAAAAAGGCAUGUUGGGCGCCGCAAAAGAGGUUGGAAAGUGGAUGAAGGCGCAUCCCAGGGAGAUGGCUCUCAUAUUCGUACCCCUUGUUGCUAUGGCAAUUACAGCAAUCACCCUUCUCGCUAUCGGAUUUGGACCUGCCGGCGUCGCAGCUGGCAGCACCGCAGCUAUCAUUCAAGCGGGUAUCGGUAAUGUUGUGGCGCACUCUCUGUUUGCAACCUGCACAAGCGCGAUGAUGGGCGGCUACGGCGCUCUCAUCAUUUUUGGGGGCGUUUGGUUUUCUUCUACUGUCGCUAUUGCAGCUACCAGUUCUCAUGUCUCGAAAGCAAUGAAUGAUGCUGUCGAUAACCUCAUGUUCGCAUCCACAUUGGGAGUUGCAUACAUCACUUACCGCAUCAAGAUCCCGUACAGCUCUACAGCUGAUAUCGAUACUACAAAUAAUGAAUCCCAUCUACCUCUGGACUUUACGGACCUAGAAAAUUUCAAUCUCGAUUUCAAUUUCGACGAGUCUGCCAUAACAACAACCUGCACUACGGACACCCUGGAUUUCGGCUUCCCGGUUAGUACGACCUGUGUCACUCCCCUCCCAGCUGCACUGCAAAACCCGCCAAACCUCGAAAACCAGAAAACUCUCCAAAAGGCUCCAACACAGACGAAAAAUCAGUUUUUGUCAACUGACCUCUCCCCUUACGCGAAGGCGAGGAUGGGCUAUUUUCUCGAGCACAUGCAGCUGGUACCAAGAACGAUGGUAGAGCAAAACUGUACGCCAUGGAUGCAUCCGACGCUCUACGACGAUCACAUACCACGUUGCUUACAAGACGCUCACGCUGCAUGUGCACUUUACAUCAACAAAAAUGAGAUCAACGCUGAGCGCGUCGCACAUCAUAUCCGGAGUCGUGUGGAAGAGCUGAUCAAUGAAAUUGUACCCGAUACACCGAUCGAGAUCCUUGCUCGAACCCACGCAAUUAUGUUGUAUCAACUCAUGAUUGUAUUUGGCGGCGACAUUCGCGUUUGUGCACAGGCCGAUGCCUUUUCAUCUCACUUGGAGGAAAUGGGAGCGAUGCUACUACCAAUUGCUACUGAGGAGAACGAGCACAUAGGCGCUCUCCCAUUGUAUCCUUCCACAGCUGCUCAUUCUGCCUGGCGAUCAUUCAUCUUCCGAGAAUCAGCGCGACGUACAGUCCUUGCGGCAUAUCAAAUCACAGUUAUGUACACGGUCCUCACGGGUCAGAUGAAAACUUGCAGCCCGGAUGUUGCACUCAAGUCUCGCAUCACACUAUCCGCGCACUUGUGGAAAGCUACCAAUGCCUUCGAUUUCGCCAUGAGUUGGAACGCAAAGAACCACUUUGUUAUCGAGGGACUGAAUUUUGCAAGUCUAUUGAAGGCAGCGCAGCCAGACGAUCUCGAUGUCUUUGGCAAUAUACUACUUAUCUCUUUGCAAGGUAUCGAUGAUAUUCGUGGAUGGUACCAUGUACGAGGCGGGACGCUAGAAGUACCUUAA